Serpula lacrymans var. lacrymans S7.9 is the source of this 1418-nucleotide messenger RNA. RefSeq lists its product as uncharacterized. The record is from RefSeq and is a predicted model, not a curated record. The transcript has 7 exons. Bases 4 to 1302 code for a protein of 432 amino acids. NCBI's taxonomy places the organism in Eukaryota, Fungi, Basidiomycota, Agaricomycetes, Boletales, Serpulaceae.
CACAUGUCUUCUCAGCUCACUGGAAAUCAGCAAGCCAUUCGCUGGCAUCCCCCUGCGUAUGAUAUACGUGUUGAGUCAGUCCCAAUACCCAAGAUUGAGCACCCAGACGAUGCCAUUGUGAAGAUCAAGCUGGCUGGGCUUUGCGGUAGCGAUCUACACACAUACCGGGGCACUGAGGAACUGACUGAUGCCUUGACAUGUGGUCACGAAUUUAUUGGUGAAGUUGUUGCAUUGGGAGAGAGCUUUCAUAACGGAGUUACUGGCAGACCAGACCUUUAUGCCGACUUGAACAUCGGCGACAAGGUAGUGUCUCCCUUUACUGUCUCCUGCGGAGAGUGUCACUUUUGCCGUGUUGGAUUUACAUGUCGAUGUGUGGAAAGCCGCCUCUUUGGUACACCGACUACCCCUGGAGGGCAAGCGCAAUACGUCCGAGUCCCUAGAGCAGGAGGUACACUGUACAAUCUCCGUGAUAUCGUAGGCGCAGCUGGAACCAGUCAGUCUGAAAAGGAAGAUGUGACGAAGCUGGCCGACAGCUCGCUGCUUUUACUCUGUGAUAUUCUCCCUACAGGGGUUUUCGCUGCUUUUCAGGCGUUGAAUCAUCCUAAAACUCUGCCAAUGAUGAAUUCCUGCCCUUACCCCCAGAGCUCGAGCUUUGCAAGAUUCGCGCUGUCGAGUAAGGUCUUGGGUGCAGAAGACGUGUCAUUGACAUUCGCUAUAGUAGGCCUGGGACCUGUCGGCUUGUGUGCUUGCAUCAGUCUUUUUGACAUCCUAACUUCGCGUGGAGCAGAUUUUCGCAUUGUAGCUAUCGAUCCGGUAGAAGCGAGGAGAGAAAAGAUGAAUGCGAUAAUAUCAACAAUAGCGAACAAGGGUCCACAUCUACAUAGCAUAGCUGUUGCGUCAAUUGAUGAAAGCAAGGAUAUCGUAGAGAAAUGGACCAAUGGACUUGGCUGUAAUGCAGUGCUCGAGGUUGUUGGGAAUACUAGCGCGCUGACUCUGGCAUAUGAACUCGUCCGUCCCUUUGGGAGUAUCAGUGCUGUUGGUGUCCACAGUGGAAACCAGAUUCCUUUCUCAGGUAGACAGCUCUACGACAAAAACGUUUCGUUUGAUUUUGGCCGUUGUCCAGUUCGAGCUAUGUUUCCAGCGGCAUUGGACAUAUUAUUGAGAAGGCAAGAUGUAUUUGGGGCAGUAGGUGGGACGGCCAGCCUAGUGGAGAAGAUCGUUGGGUUCGAUGAAGCAGCGGACACCUACGAGUUAUUCGAUAAAGGCAAAUGUGGUAAAGUGCUUUUUGAUCCUUGGAAAUGAGUAGGGACUCCGACUCCAGUAGUAUGAUACUAUGAUUUGUACAGAUAGGCCGCUGAUAUGUAAGUUAUGGGUUGGUAGUUUUUCUUUGGAAAAUAGGAACUUGGUGAUCGAUGUUU